Syngnathus typhle (broad-nosed pipefish) is the source of this 991-nucleotide messenger RNA. RefSeq lists its product as uncharacterized. The coding region runs from base 97 to 960 and encodes 287 amino acids. The record is from RefSeq and is a predicted model, not a curated record. Lineage: Eukaryota; Metazoa; Chordata; Actinopteri; Syngnathiformes; Syngnathidae. The transcript has 3 exons.
AGCGGAAGUGACGCAAGUCGCCUCCCCAUCGCUCCGAAGAAAACGUCUACCCUACGAAGUGCACUAGAUUGAUGAAGUCUUCUAACUCUACUUGAAAUGGCGUUCUUAGAUCACGUGUACACGAGUACGCCAUGUGAUACAGUAAACCCCGUGGAGCCAGUUUAUAAUUGGACCCUAAAGGAAGCAGAAGAGCUUGUGAAGCUAAGGAUGUCAAAUAGUUAUCUCUUCUCCGGAAAGAGAAAUACAGCCGCGAGGGCAUGGAUGGCCAUCCUCAGACAUAUGGGCUUGCAACACAAACUGAACCACCGUCAGGCCAAGAAAAAAUGGGAAAACCUAAAACAACGAUACAAGGAUCUUAAGGACAAAAGUCAUUGUUAUAUGUGGCCUCUCUUCACUGUGAUGGAUGACGCCAUGGAAGGCAGACUAGAAGGAAGCGCUCCCAUUGUAGGAAUCUGCACCGAUGACAAGUUGUGUAUCUCAUCCAGAGGUAAAAAGAGAAAGAGAACCCCGCCUAGCAUCUCUCCGGUGAAAGUAACAAAGGUCCCGGAAAUUGAGGUGAUUUUGAACGGAGAGGAUAAAUCAGAAGAGGAGGAGGAUGGUGGUGAUGAGGAUGUGAUGGAAGGCAGCCAUGAGUUUAUGCUGCUAGACGAAGCCACAGAGAGGGAAAAACAAUCCAUGGAGCUCGAGCGCAUGGCCCUGCAACGGGACAGGGCAUUGCUGGAGCGGGAGAUAGCCAUCGUCGAGCGGGACAGAGCCUUGAUGGAGCGGGAAAGGCUGCUUUUAGAGCGGGAAAAAGAAAUUGUGGCCAAGGACCGAGAUGCCAUCAACAGAGAGCGGCUGGUUUUGGAGAGACAGAAAGCCGCAAUGGAACCUUCUGCUGAACAGGAGACAACCACAGACUCAAAGAACAGGACAGAACGUUUCCUGGACUUGUUUGAAAAACUCAUUGAUAGUUUUUGAUAGGGAAUAAACCUUGAACUUUCUUGUUGAA